Molecule: messenger RNA, 3052 nt
Organism: Chionomys nivalis (European snow vole)
Lineage: Eukaryota; Metazoa; Chordata; Mammalia; Rodentia; Cricetidae
Gene: Ss18
Product: SS18 subunit of BAF chromatin remodeling complex
Exons: 11
Coding region: 178-1434 (418 amino acids)
Biological process (GO): positive regulation of transcription by RNA polymerase II
Cellular component (GO): nucleus
Molecular function (GO): transcription coactivator activity
Source: RefSeq, a predicted model, not a curated record
CUGGGAGCUGCGGCUCCGCGCCGAGCCGGGCUCGGCCGGCGAUGCGCGCGGCCCCGGAGCCUCGUCCCCCCCCUUGGCGCGCGCUGAGGUGGGCCUGCCCGGGAGGCGGGCGUCGGGCCCCCAGCUCCGCGGCCCCCGGAGCUCUCCGGACUCGCCGAUCGCGGGCUCGGUGGCAACAUGUCUGUGGCGUUCGCAGCCCCGAGGCAGCGGGGCAAGGGGGAGAUCACGCCCGCCGCCAUCCAGAAGAUGCUGGAUGAAAAUAACCAUCUUAUUCAGUGUAUAAUGGACUAUCAGAAUAAGGGGAAGGCGUCAGAGUGCUCUCAGUAUCAGCAGAUGUUGCAUACGAACCUGGUAUACCUUGCUACCAUAGCAGACUCUAAUCAAAAUAUGCAGUCUCUCCUGCCAGCACCGCCCACACAGAAUAUGCCUAUGGGUCCUGGAGGGAUGAGUCAGAGCGGCCCUCCGCCCCCUCCCCGUUCUCACAACAUGCCUUCAGAUGGAAUGGUGGGUGGGGGCCCUCCUGCCCCACACAUGCAGAACCAGAUGAACGGCCAGAUGCCUGGGCCUAAUCAUAUACCAAUGCAGGGACCUGGACCCAAUCAGCUCAACAUGACAAACAGUUCCAUGAAUAUGCCUUCAAGUAGCCACGGCUCCAUGGGAGGCUACAACCAUUCGGUGCCAUCAUCCCAGAGCAUGCCUGUGCAGAACCAGAUGACCAUGAGCCAAGGGCAGCCAAUGGGAAACUAUGGUCCCAGACCAAACAUGAAUAUGCAGCCAAAUCAAGGUCCCAUGAUGCAUCAACAGCCUCCUUCGCAGCAGUACAACAUGCCACCUGGAGGUGGGCAGCACUACCAAGGACAGCAGCCCCCCAUGGGCAUGAUGGGUCAAGUUAACCAAGGCAACCACAUGAUGGGCCAGAGACAGAUGCCUCCAUAUAGACCACCGCAGCAGGGCCCACCACAGCAGUUCUCAGGCCAGGAAGACUAUUAUGGGGACCAAUACAGUCAUGGUGGACAAGGUCCUCCAGAAGGCAUGAACCAGCAGUAUUACCCUGAUGGUCAUAGUGAUUACGGUUAUCAGCAACCGUCGUAUCCUGAACAAGGCUACGAUAGGCCUUACGAGGAUUCCUCACCACAUUACUACGAAGGAGGAAACUCACAGUACGGCCAACAGCAAGAUGCUUAUCAAGGACCACCUCCACAGCAAGGGUACCCACCGCAGCAGCAGCAGUACCCAGGGCAGCAGGGCUACCCAGGGCAGCAGCAGGGCUAUGGUCCUUCCCAGGGUGCUCCAGGUCCUCAGUAUCCCAAUUAUCCUCAGGGUCAAGGUCAGCAGUAUGGGGGCUACAGAGCAGCACAGCCGGGACCACCCCAGCCACCCCAGCAGAGGCCUUAUGGGUACGACCAGGGACAGUAUGGAAAUUACCAGCAGUGAAGAUGUCCUUACAUUCCAGUCAGUCUCUGUCAGCAGCAUACUGUCGUCCUUCUGCACUGUGGGCACUGUGAAGGCUCCUUCCAUUCCACUGCCUAGCUUUUGGGGAAAUCUUUGGCUAAGUGGCUGCCUUAUCCCCAAGCAGCCUUUGUGGGUUAGUUUGUAAAGGCUUUGGUAGCUACCAGAUACACCUGAUUUCACAUUUCUACUCUAGAUGGCAACAUUGGACAGAAAAUGCAUCAACAUAAAGUCAUUUGCAGCGACUUCAGACUGUUCCAAACGGACUGUCGCAGGCUGAAGGUGUCAGUAGCUUUGUAUGUUUACGAAGGUCAAGGGGGUUUCAUACUUUUCCACAGAUUAUUUUGUAAGGGGGGGGAAUGUACACUUUUUACAGCAGCAAUAUUUUGUAUAUUAUGUUUAUUUCGUGUGAUGAAUAUGCAAGGCGGUACACUACGCACUGGGCAGAAUCAGAAACCCUGUUAAUCUGGAGUGCGGUAGAUGCUUGGUGGCUGUGGUGUCCUGUAAGACACAGGUGAGGGAGAAGACAGAAGCACACCACAUUACUGUUAGGUCUUAGAGGAAGUGCGCAUCUCUCUUAUAUACCAGAUUUGCAAGGGGACUGGGAUACAGUUUUUGAGUACAAAGACAAUUUUUUAAAAGCCUUCCAGUUUUGUGCAUUAAAACCUUUUUGUAAAGAUGACUUAUAAUACUGUUUGAAAAUGCAAGGCAAUAAUUAUGUUGCAUCUGUGAGUGUUGGCAUGUUCGUGUCAAUGAAGUACGAAGCCUCUCAAACAGCAAUAAUUGAAAAGGAAGAAGCAUUGGUCUUUACCUUGUUUGAGAAUCAGGGAGCUUAGUGAGGACCGUCGACACUUUCUAACCACACCAAAGAGGACUCGGUGGUGAUCUCAUCAUAUUGUUUUUUUUUAACAUUAGUACAAUUGGUUCAUGGCACAGAAUAAGAGUCCAGGAGACUUUACACACCUGUAUUUUAACUUUCUUAAUUGGGUAUAAGUAAAGGGCAUCUUCACAUUCCUUUCUCUUCCUCUUAGUUACUGUAACAGGAAAAUGCGUUUGAUGGGGCAUUUCUCAUCUGUAUGGAAAGCCUUGAGGUUGCAUUUUACGGUUCCUUGUUUUUAAACAUGACAUACAUAAUCAUUAUUUGAGACUGAUUGUGUUAGCUGAUUCGGGACAUUGCACUGACAGGAAAGCAUGCACUGAGAGAUUUCUAAACACAUCUGUUUGAGCAGACUUUGAAAGCAUCUAGCCCAAAGGUAAGUUGCUGUGUCCUCACAGUUGUCUGUAUCCAGGGAAUAGAACAUACUCUUUCUAAUUGAGUUAGAUUUUGCCACUUCUGGCUGGAAACAGAACAGAAGGGUGCUGUAAAUUCGAAGAUGCCAAGUACACUGUUCUCAACAUACUGUAAUCAAAGGAGGAGUUUCUCUGUGUCUGUGUGAGUGAGUCAGUAGAAAAUAGGCAUCAAGUCUCUACAGAUAAGGCACGGGAAGCCUUGUUGUGAUUGAAAUGCUUGUAGGUUCUGUGCCAGGCUCUCCACCACUGUGUACUUUGUUCUAUUUAAAACUGUAUCAACUCUAACGAAAGAAUAAAUUAUUUGUGAUUUUAA